Anopheles merus is the source of this 1835-nucleotide messenger RNA. RefSeq names its product pyridoxal phosphate phosphatase PHOSPHO2-like. NCBI's taxonomy places the organism in Eukaryota, Metazoa, Arthropoda, Insecta, Diptera, Culicidae. The record is from RefSeq and is a predicted model, not a curated record. Gene Ontology annotation, molecular function: phosphatase activity. Bases 455 to 1207 code for a protein of 250 amino acids. The transcript has 3 exons.
AUGUUUGUUUUGUUUUGUUGUCAUCUGCUGCGCAAGACGCUGUCGGUCGGUCGGCUGGGUGGGUGUGUGUGUUGGUUUGUGGCGUGUCCUGCCGUCGCAGUGCCGUGCUUGUUGUAAUUGUUGUUGACGAAAAGUGGACCAACCGAAUCCAUCUUCUUCCGCCCGACCCUGAUUGCCGGCGAUCCACAUCCACAAGACGACAUCGAGAAUUCUCCGUCGCAGCCGCGGGCCACACACGGGAUUACCGAAGGAGAUGUUCUGCAGCAUCGUCAACGCGUCCGUCGGUCCAACUUUACCAUUCAUGAAUGCAGUUUCGGGCUGAAGUGCCACCACCAGCAGCUCGUCGUGACCUGUACUCGCUUGGGGAGUGAGUGUUUCUUUUCAGUGGUUCCGUGGCAGCAAACACACAAACACGGCAAACAGUGACAGCAAGCAACGCGGCAGCCGCGUAAGGAUGUUCUCCAGCAGUGGACGGCUGCUGAAGCGGCUGGCCGUGCUGGAUUUCGAUCACACCGUCUGCGAACACAACACGGACGUAGUGGUGCGCGAUCUGCUCGGGCCGGGCGGGGUACCGCCGGACGUGCAAAGCAUACUGCGCUCCUGCGGCUGGAUCCCGUACAUGCAGCGCGUCUUCCGGCUGCUGCACCAGGGCGGCUUCCAGCCGAUGGACAUUGCGUCGGCGAUACGCGGCAUACCGGAGGUGCCCGGGAUGAAGUCGUGCAUCGGCAACCUGGUGCGGCACGGGUUCGACGUGAUCAUCAUAAGCGAUUCCAACUCAGAGUUCAUACGGCUGUGGAACGAUUUCAACGACAUCGGCUCGUACAUACACACCGUGUUCACCAAUCCGGCCCGGUUCGAUGGCAGCGGGCUGCUGGAGCUGCGCCCGUACCACUACCAGACGGAGUGCUCGCUCAGCUCGAAGAACCUUUGCAAGGGUAAAAUAAUGGAAGAGUUCCUGCGCCGGCAGCACGACGAGCGGCAGGUCGAUUACGAGAAGGUGUUCUACGCCGGGGACGGCAAAAACGACGUGUGUCCGAUGUUGCGGCUCGGCAGCAAUGGGUACGCCUGUGCCAGACGUGGCUACUCCUGCCACGAUGCGCUGCAGGGUGCGAUCGGGAAGCUGGAGCACCCGUACGCGGCCAAGGUGCUGCAGUGGACGGAUGGGCACGAGCUGAACGACCUUAUAUGGACUGAACUGGAGGACUGAUCUUUACAGCGCGCACUGUUUUCACCCUGCUCGGCACACCGGUUGCCGAAAUGCUAUUGCAUGUGUGCCGGUGUGCUGUAGUUGGCAUUUUUUAAAGACUCCAUAAUGAUGGAGAAUUUAUUACAUUUUGUUACAUUUUUUCCUAAUAAAAUAACGUUGCAAACGAAAACGCUUGACAUUGUACGCAGGGUAAGGAGCAUGAGGCAGAAGUUUCAAAAGGGGGUGGUGGGGUUUGUUUACAUUCUGCACUACAAACGUCAAACGGGCUGCGAUUGCACUGGUUUACCUCAUCGUUGCGGGAAGCGAACGCGCACAAUUAUGUCGACAGUGGCCAAAUUAACUUUCCUUUCCGCCUGUAUCGCGAGUGGCAGUUUAAUCGCUUACGUCCACUACAGUCAAGCGGCCGACCGUGAACGGUUGCACGAAGGAGUACGACGAGAUGUGGAACGGCAACGGCUGAAGCAUCUAUCCGCAACUGGUGCAGGAAAUGAUAUCGUCCCCGUUGAAGGACCGACGGCCACGAGUCGUGCCGGAUCGCAGCUGCAGAGUUGAAUUGUACAGGACAGAGUUUCUUCGGGGUGGACGGAUGAUAGUAUAGCAAUAAAAGUGUAGUCCAUUUCUUUUUUUA